Messenger RNA from Acytostelium subglobosum LB1, 675 nucleotides. RefSeq lists its product as hypothetical. The record is from RefSeq and is a predicted model, not a curated record. Gene Ontology annotation, cellular component: cytoplasm. Gene Ontology annotation, biological process: glutathione metabolic process. Gene Ontology annotation, molecular function: glutathione transferase activity. NCBI's taxonomy places the organism in Eukaryota, Evosea, Eumycetozoa, Acytosteliales, Acytosteliaceae. The transcript has 2 exons. The annotation marks the transcript as partial.
GUCGGACUUAAUAUUUGUAUAGAUAUAUAUAUAGAGAGUAAUAUGGCAGCAUCAAAGAAGACUAUUAUAUUGUAUGGUGACAUGAUGUCACAGCCAUGUCGUGCAGUGUCAUGGGUUCUCACCUUUGGUGGCAUCGAGCACAAGAUGCAGUUGACAAGGAUUAUGAAUGCCGAUCACAGGACACCAGAGUACAAGAAGAUCAACCCAUUCUGCAAGAUACCAACAUUGCAAGUUGAUGAUCAAUAUGUUUGGGAGUCACAUGCACAGAUGCGUCUGUUGUGUGAUCUUUAUAAACAGCAACAGUUGUAUCCUGUUGAGCCAAUGACUAGGGUCAAGGUUGACAGCUACUUGGAUUGGCAUCAUCAUAACAUUAGAUCGCCAUUGUUUGAGUACUUCAAGGUCAAGUUCCUCAAGGUUGGCAAUGCCGAGAAGCUGCCACAGCUUGAGGAGGACGUGUCCAAGGCACUGUACCUGUUCCAAAAGUACUGGCUUAGCGAGGAUCGCAAGUUCAUCACUGGUGACACGGCCACCAUCGCCGACAUCUCUUGCUUCUGCGAGAUCACCCAGCUGUGGCUAGUCAAGUUUGACCUUUCCAAGUUUCCACUUAUCAAGCGAUGGAUGAUGGACAUGGAGCAAGUCAAAGGAUUCAAAGAAUCACAUGCCAUCAUCUACAGA